AUGCGUCUCAGAAUUCAGUCGUCCUCUGCAUCUGUGCUGUUGAUGCUUGCGGGCUCGUCUUUCGGCCAGUAUUUUCCCGCGGCACCUAAGAACGUGACGGUCGUCAGAUCGCAGGUCCAGGAUGGCGUCUCGAUAUCUUUCAAAGAGUCCAGCAUAUGUGAAACAACCCCAGGAGUGCGGUCGUAUGCUGGGUACGUCCACCUGCCUCCGGAUGUUGUGGAUGAUCUCGGGGUCGACCAAAAUUACACCAUCAAUACGUUCUUCUGGUUCUUCGAGUCCCGCAAGGAUCCAGCAAAUGCGCCUCUCUCAAUCUGGAUGAAUGGUGGUCCUGGCAGUUCCUCUAUGAUCGGUCUUCUGCAGGAAAAUGGACCGUGCAACGUCAAUCAUGACUCCAACAGCACGACGCUGAACCCCUGGUCUUGGAACAAUGAAGUCAACAUGCUGUACAUUGACCAACCAAACCAAGUCGGGUUAAGCUACGAUAUUCUGGUGAACGGAACGCAGGAUCUGCUCGAUCCUUCUGGCGACGUAGUGACAGACGAGUUCACAAACGGGGUGCCCGAGCAGAACAACACCUUCCUCGUCGGCACUUUUCCGAGCCAGCUGCUAACAUCAAGCGCCAAUGGUACAACCAACGCCGCGAGGGCGCUUUGGCAUUUCGCCCAAGUCUGGUUCCAGACGUUCCCAGCCUACAAGCCCAACGACGACCGGGUCAGCAUCUGGACUGAGUCGUAUGGAGGACACUAUGGGCCCGCGUUCGCCAACUUCUUCGAAGAGCAAAACGACAAGAUCGCCAACGGCAGCUGGCAAGACGCUGGAGAGACUUAUCAGAUCCACCUCGACACCCUCGGCAUCAUCAACGGCUGCAUCGACACGCUGGUCCAGGAACCGAGCUAUCCCGAGAUGGCGUUCAAUAACACGUACGACAUCCAGGCCAUCAACCGUACCAUCUACGACGCCAUCUUGGCGAGGUUCACGGAACCCGGCGGCGUGCGCGAGCUGAUAGAAAUCUGCAGAGCCCUAGCGGCAGAAGGGGACUCGGAGAACCAGGGCAACAAUGCGACCGUCAACGAAGCCUGCGCGACCGCCAACGACGCAACAUGGGACAUCGAGGGGCCUUACGUCGAGCUCUCCGGCCGGAAUUACUACGACAUCUCGGCCAUCGACCCGGACCCCUUCCCCCCGAACUACUACAUCGGCUACCUCAACCAGCCGCACGUGCAAGCCGCGCUCGGCGUCCCAGUCAACUACACCAAUCCCGGCGGCAACGCGGCGUAUUACGCCUUCCAAAACACAGGCGACUACCCGCGCGGCGGGUACCUCGAGGACCUCUCGGCGCUGAUCGACGCGGGCAUCAAGGUCGCCCUCGUGUUCGGCGACCGCGACUACGCCUGCAACUGGAUCGGCGGCGAGGCCGUCUCCCUGGCUGUCAACCACUCCGGAAGUCUCGCGUUCGCCAACGCGGGCUACGCCAACGUGACGGUCAACUCGACCUACGUGGGCGGCCUGGUCCGACAGGCCGGCAACUUCAGCUUCACGCGCGUCUUCCAGGCGGGCCACGAAGUCCCCGCCUACCAGCCCGAGACGGCGUACGAGAUCUUCCGCCGCGCGCUGUUCAACCGCGACAUCGCCACGGGCACGGCCGACACCGCGAGCAACGCCUCGUAUGCCACCGAGGGCAUGGCGAAUACGUGGGCCGUGAAACAUGUCGCGCCCCAGAGCGACCCGCCUGUGUGUUACGCGUAUAAUCCGUCGGCUACGUGUGAGGAGGCCGAGCUCGAUGCCUUGGCUGAUGGUUCCGCGCUGGUGCGCGACUAUAUCGUCAUUACCAAUUACACCGCGUCCUUGUUUCCUGAUCUGGUGGGUGCGAAUGGCACAAGCGCCAAUGGCAGUGGCGGCACCGGCGGCGGAGGUGACAAUGGAGGCCCCAACAGCGCAGGCUCGUCCAUCCGUGGAAACUUGGCGGGAGGUCUAGUCGUUACUGCGAUUCUGAGCCUAGGAAUGUGUUGGCUAUAG
This is a messenger RNA of Cladophialophora carrionii CBS 160.54, 2016 nucleotides long. RefSeq lists its product as uncharacterized. The transcript is spliced from 4 exons. Gene Ontology annotation, molecular function: serine-type carboxypeptidase activity. The record is from RefSeq and is a predicted model, not a curated record. Bases 1 to 2016 code for a protein of 671 amino acids. Gene Ontology annotation, biological process: proteolysis. NCBI's taxonomy places the organism in Eukaryota, Fungi, Ascomycota, Eurotiomycetes, Chaetothyriales, Herpotrichiellaceae. Gene Ontology annotation, cellular component: fungal-type vacuole.